CGUAGGGCGCCGCAUUUAUUGCACAGCACUGUCCUCGCACCCCGAGGAGCAGGCAGUGGCAGAGUUCAGUGCGCCAUGAAGAGCUCAGGGAGGUCUUGCAGCCUUCUGCUGCUGACGAUGGCCGCCGUCUCGAGCGGCCGCAACGCUAGAGAUUACUUCGAGAAGUCAGGAUUCCAGUAUUUCCCUUCUAGGCCCGAGGACGCCCUAGUCUUUUUCAUAGUGAAUGUUCCACCCCUCAUUUGUGAGUCGAAGAAUGGCGAAUGUGACAGCAGAGGCCACUCGACCUUUUGUGUCAAUCUACCGCGCGGAUACUCGCCCUACACAUGCUGGUUCGAAGGAAACGCAACGGUAGAUACCAAUUUGAAACUGAUAAGAGACAGUCUUCCUUACCUUUUCACUUUCAUAACCGGAUGGUUAAGCAUUUUUACUCACACUGAAAUGUACUGCACAACCAGUUCACAGUUACCAGACGAAUAUUUCCAACUGAGAGUACAGCGCCCUAAUGAGAAUCGUCCAGUGAAAUGUCGUUUUCUUCAUGACAAUGGAAGGUUGUAUCUCAGAUUUCCAGGAUACCCCACCAUUGUUUGCCAAACUGGUACUAAAGCAGGGCGCUUUGAUUUUAAGCUGCCCAGUAUUGAUGACCCAUUCAAAUGCUCGUUCCGGGUGUAUUCAGAGUUGCUUCUAGGGGACACACGCACAGAGGAACGCCUCUAUCAGUCUCUGAUUAGCGGGCUCCCCAGGCGCAUGUAUGGAAAUCCCCCACGUGUCGUGUGUUCCCACCAAGCAACCUCGAAACAGACGGCGCACUUUCAGCUAGUGUUGCAGAGUGGCUCCACUUACGACUGCAGUUUCCCCGACGCUGUUCCUCGGUAUCUGCCACAACCAGAGAACACGCCACGAGACUAACAGCGUAUCUCCGUCAGCGAAACGAAAGAUUCUUUACGACAACAAAGCUGGAACACUAGCGAAAACAUUCAUUCAGUGUUCUUGACCGAGUCGUGUACACACGUGUUUCUUAACGAAGACCCACAAGAAAAUGUCACAAACGGACCAAUCUGCUGCAGUGUCCGACGCCGUACCAUCCCGCUGAAGCCAGGCCUCGUUGUGGAAUACUGUUCCAUGCAGGUGCAACAAAAUACUGUAACAUCUCAACAUAUCGAUCCGAAGUGACAGUUAGUGUGAUCCGAUCUUCAUUUUCGAAAAGUAAGUAAGUUUCGUUAAGGGGGUGUGAAGAAACUGCACACCAUAUUGUCGUCUUAUUGGGGUGUUCAAAUGUGUGUGAAAUCUUAUGGGACUUAAGUGCUAAGGUCAUCAGUCCCUAACCUGAAUUAUACUAAGGGCGCCGGCCGCGGUGGCCGAGCGGUUCUAGGCGCUUCAGUCCGGAACCGCGCGAUUGCUACGGUCGCAGGUUCGAAUCCUGC
Molecule: messenger RNA, 1421 nt
Organism: Schistocerca nitens (vagrant locust)
Lineage: Eukaryota; Metazoa; Arthropoda; Insecta; Orthoptera; Acrididae
Exons: 3
Coding region: 76-906 (276 amino acids)
Source: RefSeq, a predicted model, not a curated record